Molecule: messenger RNA, 3049 nt
Organism: Eubalaena glacialis (North Atlantic right whale)
Lineage: Eukaryota; Metazoa; Chordata; Mammalia; Artiodactyla; Balaenidae
Gene: E2F4
Product: E2F transcription factor 4
Exons: 11
Coding region: 874-2238 (454 amino acids)
Biological process (GO): regulation of transcription by RNA polymerase II
Cellular component (GO): RNA polymerase II transcription regulator complex
Molecular function (GO): RNA polymerase II cis-regulatory region sequence-specific DNA binding; DNA-binding transcription factor activity, RNA polymerase II-specific; protein dimerization activity
Source: RefSeq, a predicted model, not a curated record
AUGUGGGAUCUUAGCUCCCUGACCAGGGAUCAAACCCACACCCCCUGCAUUGGAAGGCGAAGUCUUAACCACUGGACGGCCAGGGAAGUCUCUGAGGCCUCUAUUUUAACUGCAUCGCAGUUUAAUUCUCCUCUCUGCCUGUCUUACUCCCUUACAAGUGUGGCUUCUCAGUAAAAUUCUUGCAGGCACAUCCCUGUUUCCCAAAAAACUUGACCUAAAGUGAACAAUCAUAAAUAAUGACAAUGUUAAAAAUAACAAAAUGAUACUAGCAAACACACAGUCCUCCCACAUGCCAGGAACAGCUCUAAGCGCUUUACAUAUACUUACACAUAGGUAAACAUGUUUGCACUGGGUGAAAAGUGGUUAUAAUCCCAUGGCCUCUGAGUACUGCAGUGUGGAGACAAGAGAAAGAUGAGGCUGGGAUCAGGGAAAGAGAGUGGGGAUGGAGACAAGUGGACAAGCUAGAUGUAGUUAGUGCUUGCUGUUUGGCAGGAAGUGAAGGACAGGAAUAGGAUGGGUGAUCCCAAGACAGUGGGGCAGCCUUUAGGAGCAGGUUUGGGGAAACACAUUGGGUUCAUCGGGCAGCACAGUCUCCUCUCCUGAGAUGAGGGUUGGGGUAGAGUUAGUGGAGUUGGGGCAGGUUGGCCAGCCCGUAAGUUUCCAGUGGCUCCUCCUUCCCUGCUGCCGGAGCUGCCCAAAGACUUCCUCCACGUCCUUCCUCAACAACGCUGGUCUCCGGGGAUCCUGGGGUUAUUUUCGUCCUCUUCGGCGGUUGGACAAUUGUUGAUGGUCCCCGAAGUUUUUCGGCCGUGUUCGCAGAGAUGAAUUGUGCUGGAUUCCCUGGGAGGGCGCGGAGCGGAAGCGGAACCAGCGAUGCUGGCGCCGGCGGCCUGGAGGCCAGGAACGGAAGCGGAAGUGGCGGCGGCGCCGGCCUGGCCUGGCCUGGCUGAGGGGAGGUGGCGGGAGGGCGCUAUGGCGGAGGCCGGGCCACAGGCGCCGCCGCCCCCGGGCACACCAAGCCGGCACGAGAAGAGUUUGGGACUUCUCACUACCAAGUUCGUGUCGCUUCUGCAGGAGGCAAAGGACGGCGUGCUUGACCUCAAGCUGGCAGCUGACACCCUAGCUGUUCGCCAGAAGCGGCGGAUUUAUGACAUUACUAACGUGCUGGAAGGUAUCGGGCUGAUCGAGAAAAAAUCCAAGAAUAGCAUCCAGUGGAAGGGCGUGGGGCCUGGCUGCAAUACCCGGGAGAUCGCGGACAAGCUGAUUGAGCUCAAGGCAGAGAUCGAGGAGCUGCAGCAGCGAGAGCAAGAACUAGACCAGCACAAGGUGUGGGUGCAGCAGAGCAUCCGGAACGUCACAGAAGACGUGCAGAACAGCUGCUUGGCCUACGUGACUCAUGAGGACAUCUGCAGAUGCUUUGCUGGAGACACCCUCCUUGCCAUCCGGGCCCCGUCGGGCACCAGCCUGGAGGUGCCCAUCCCAGAGGGCCUCAAUGGGCAGAAGAAGUACCAGAUUCACCUGAAGAGCGUAAGUGGCCCCAUCGAGGUGCUGCUGGUGAACAAGGAGGCAUGGAGCUCACCACCUGUGGCGGUGCCUGUGCCGCCACCUGCAGAUCUGCUCCAGAGCCCACCUGCUGUCUCUACUUCUCCGCCUCUGCCCAAGCCUGCUCUGGCCCCGCCCCAGGAUGCCUCACGCCCAAGCAGUCCCCAGGUGACCACCCCCAACCCUGUUCCCGGCAGCACCGAAGCCCAGGGGGUGGCCGGUCCAGCCGCUGAGCUCACAGUGAGUGCUGGCCCUGGAACCGAUAACAAGGACGGUGGUGAGCUCAGCUCCCUCCCGCUGGGCCUGACAGCACUGGACACCCGGCCGCUGCAGUCCUCUGCCCUGUUGGACAGCAGCAGCAGCAGCAGCAGCAAUAGCAGUUCAUCCGGACCCAACCCUUCUACCUCCUUUGAGCCCAUCAAGGCAGACCCCACAGGUGCCAAAGCUGGCCAGCCCCCUGCCAUCAACCAGAGCUCUGCCAGCCAAGUUCUGGAGCUCCCCAAAGAGCUGUCAGAAAUCUUUGAUCCCACUCGAGAGUGCAUGAGCUCAGAGCUCUUGGAGGAGCUGAUGUCCUCAGAAGUGUUUGCACCCCUCCUCCGCCUUUCUCCACCCCCUGGAGACCACGAUUACAUCUACAACCUGGAUGAGAGUGAAGGUGUCUGUGACCUCUUCGAUGUGCCUGUUCUCAACCUCUGACUGACAGGGGCAUGCCCUUUGUGGCUGGGACACAGACUGUCUAACCUGGGGGCUGCCUGGGGACCUCCCCCCACCCCACCCCUGCACAGCUUGAGAGCCGUAGACUCCUGGCUUCCCCAGCCUUCCCUCACUGCACAGUUCUGGCCACAAGUCCCACUCCUGCACCAACACCUGUUCUGUGCUGGGAGAGCAGGGAAAAGGGGCUUAGCCCUCUCCACUGUGGAGCCAAAGUGUUUGCCACUCCUUUUUGGGGGCCUUCCCCUACCUGGUAGCCUCCCCCGGCCCUCCCAGAGUUCAGUUUCAGCUGCCACCCAGUGGCACAGAUCCAAGGACCCUCCGUCACCCUCCUAGGGCAGCGCGUCCAGCCCCACUGCCCUGUACCUGCCAGCCUCUCCCCCUGCAGGAGGAAGCAUGGAGUGGGGCUGGGCACUUGCCAGCACCUAGCCUAGCCUCCUUCACUUCUCCCCACGCGGAUCACACAGCUCCUUCUGUACUGCUCGUGUGCCCCCUUUCUGCUGGACCCUUCGCCCUGAGAACCUGUUGGGGCAGGCAGGUUGCUAACAGGAGUAAUGGAGAUCUCUAGCUAGGAAUCUGGGCGGGAGAGUCCCUGAGGAUUGGCCCGGCCUCCCUGUGCCCCGCAGUCCCCCUCUUGUUUAUUCAUUUAUCCUCAUUUAGAGCCAUUUGCAGAGAUUUAGAAAGAUUUGCAGUAACGAAUGGAUUCCUAUAUAAAGAUUAUUUUUAUACUUUUUGCAACAAAAGGAAAUUGUAAUAUUUGUACAGUGUCCAAGUGAAUAAAGACCAUGCCUAAGGC